UUUAAUUACUUAACUAACGUUAGCUGGUGCUACAUGCUAUUUAACUUGCUUUUUGGCAUGAUAAAUGUAUCUACUUUAACGUUAGCUGAUGCUAUAUACUAUUUAACUUGCUUUUUGGCAUGAUAAAUUUAAUUACUUAACUAAUGUUAGCUGGUGCUGGUAUAUAUGUUAUGUCAGUUUGCAGACAAUGAAGAGAACGUCUGCAGACAUCUCUUCUUAUUUUAAGAAGAAAGUUAGUUCAGGAGAGAGAGAGAGCCAAGAGGGGAGCAUCCUGCUCUUCGUGAAGUGGAGGAUGCAGAGGAAGAAGCAGAGGCAGAGCAUGAUAAAGAUAGACAGGCACAGACAGCAUCAGUAAGAGAUGAAGAUGAAGAAUAUCAGACAGCAGAUCAGGAACAGGCAGCAACUAUGGUUAGAGAGGCGAGGCAGGAUUUAGCAAAAGCAGGUGUUCGACCUGUUCCUGGACCAACAGGUGAAGUGAUGACUGUAAUGAAAUGGAUCACUAGGCCAGAUAUCAGUGUCCUCUGUAACAUCAUUUGGGUAUAUGUAUGGCUAGAGUGUGUUUCCAUUAAGUUACAAGUCAUGACAAUCACUUCUGCCUUCUGAUUUAUUUAUUAGUAGUUGAGUUUUAUUAGAUUUGUGUAUAGGCUGUUAUUACAGCUAUAAUUGAUAAUUACUAUGAAGGGGGACCAACUUAUUAUUGUGAUUAUUUAUAUCAUAAUGAUUGAUUUUGCCUCUUGUUUCAUCACAUAUAUCUCCAAGUCAAGAGCAGAGCAGCCCAAGCAGCCACAACUCAAGAGCUUCCCUCGAACCUAUCAAGGGGACAGAAGACGGUGCUUCUCUAAAGACUGGUAUAACACACAUAAAUGGCUGGAAUACUCUCAGAGUAAAGACUCUGCCUACUGUUAUGCCUGCCGACAGUUCAGUCUCCCCUCCUCAGGUGAUUCGGUAUUUACAUCUGAAGAGGGGUUUAAAAAUUGGAAGAAGGCGACCUACAAAGAUGGGGGACUUAUAGGGCAUGCAAAAUCUGAAGUUCAUACAAAUGCAAUGUUAGCUUGGGCAGAGUAUGAGAAGUCAACUGCAACCACAUCCUCUCUCUCAGCCUCCUUAAAUGCAGAGUAUGACAAAUUAGUGAGGUAAAAUAGACAUUACAUUAAAACUGUUGCAGAAAUCCUGCUUUUCACAGCUACACAAAACAUUGCCCAGAGAGCACACAGAGAGUCAGAAAGUGACAAUAAAGGAAAUUUUCUUUGUAUUAUGGAACUCCUUGCUAAGCAUGAUCCCAUUGUCAAAAGGAAAAUGACAAGCCAAAGAAAUGCAACAUACCUUGGGCAUGCUACACAAAACGAAAUCAUUGAUUGUCUUGCCGAAAUGGUCCGCACCUCAAUAAUUAGUGAGGUUGUGCAAAGUGAAGCUUUCAGCAUUUUGGUUGACGAGACCCAGUAGGAUAAGCGGUUUGGACAAUGGAUGGAUGGAUGGAUGGAGACUAAAGACCUUAGUAAGAAGGAACAGAUGUCCUUUGUAAUUAGGUACUACUACAAUGGGUCAGUAUGUGAAAGCUUCCUUGCCUUUGAAGCAGCAGAGCGCCUGGACGCUGCAGCACUUUCACAGAAAAUUGUGCAAAUAUUGCAGAAAUAUGGUCUUGACUACAAAAACCACCUUGUAGGGCAAGCAUAUGAUGGUGCCUCAGUCAUGAGUGGAAAGAACACAGGUGUGCAAGCACGCUUUAAAGCAGAGGCACCAUUAGCUUUUUAUGUUCACUGCAAUGCACAUUGUUUAAAUUUAGUUUUAGUUGACAGUGUGAAAUGCAUCCCUGGAGCCUAUUGCUUCUUCUCUCUUUUGCAGAAACUGUAUGUCUUUGUGUCAUGGUCAUAUGUGCACCAAAAAUGGCUUGAGGUACAGAGGGAGAUGUUUCAGGGAGCCCCAAGGGAGUUACAAAGGCUGAUAGAGACAAGGUGGGCAUGUAGGUACAAUGCUUGCAUGACAGUGAGGGACAGACUGCCCGCCAUCAUACGUCUACUAAAAGAAAUAUCAGAAGAGCCCAAUGGUGACAGAGCUGUAGAGGCAAGAUGUUUAUUAGCCCAAAUAGAUCUCAAGUUUGUUGGUCUCCUUGCAACAUUCACCGGUGUUUUUGGUGAGAUAAAAUAUCUCUCAGGUAUUCUACAGUCCCCACAACUCAAUUUGGGCACAGCUGUUACACUUGUUGACUCUCUUGUUGAGAUAUUGGACAGUUACAGAGAGGGCCCUGUCUUUAAUGACAUUUGGGACAAAACUGACCCUUGCCAAGCAAUGCAACAUCAGUGCUACACCUCCAGGCUGUCAGGGUUAUUCAUUCCAAUUAUUGAUAUGCUUCUGUCUGAGCCAUAUAGUGAGGUCUUCCAUCAGAUGUUUAAACUGUGUAAAAUUGCACUUGCAUUACCAGUGAACACUGCAUCAUGUGAGUGCAGUUUUUCUGUGCUAAAAUUGAUCAAAACAUCCCUUGAGAAGUAUUAUGACUGAUGAACGAUUGAGUAAUUUGGGGGUGCUAAGUGUGGAGUCAAGAAGGGCUAGGGCCAUAAAUCUUGAUGACUUUGUAGAUUUGUUUGCAAAAAAGCACAGCAACAGGCGAAUAAAACUAUAUUGAGUGUGU
Molecule: messenger RNA, 2626 nt
Organism: Paramormyrops kingsleyae
Lineage: Eukaryota; Metazoa; Chordata; Actinopteri; Osteoglossiformes; Mormyridae
Source: RefSeq, a predicted model, not a curated record